Molecule: messenger RNA, 2301 nt
Organism: Quercus lobata
Lineage: Eukaryota; Viridiplantae; Streptophyta; Magnoliopsida; Fagales; Fagaceae
Product: Galactose oxidase/kelch repeat superfamily protein
Exons: 20
Coding region: 30-2054 (674 amino acids)
Molecular function (GO): protein binding
Source: RefSeq, a predicted model, not a curated record
GCAUUCAGAGCUAGCCGCAGUUUGUGAAAAUGGGGAAGAAAACGAAGAAGCCCGGAAAAGGCAAAGAGAAAACAGUGAAGAAAACAGCCAAAGCAGAGGAGAAGAGAGCUCGCAGAGAGUCCAAGAAGCUCUCUCCCGAAGAUGACAUCGAUGCCAUUUUGUUGAGUAUACAAAAGGAGGAGGCAAAGAAGAAGGAAGUCCAUGUUGAGGAGAAUGUCCCAGCACCGUCUCCCCGAUCCAACUGUUCGCUAAACAUAAAUCCUUUGAAAGAGACAGAAUUGAUCCUUUAUGGGGGUGAAUUCUACAAUGGCAACAAGACAUUUGUGUAUGGUGAUCUUUACCGGUAUGAUGUGGAAAAGCAGGAAUGGAAGUUAAUUACAAGCCCUAAUAGUCCACCUCCUCGUAGUGCUCAUCAAGCAGUUGCUUGGAAGAAUAAUCUCUAUAUCUUUGGUGGUGAGUUUACAUCCCCAAAUCAAGAGAGGUUCCAUCACUACAAGGACUUUUGGACGUUGGACCUGAAAACAAACCAAUGGGAACAAAUAAAUCUAAAAGGUUGCCCUAGUCCGCGCUCAGGUCAUCGAAUGGUUUUAUACAAGCACAAGAUUAUUGUUUUCGGUGGAUUCUAUGACACUCUUAGAGAAGUGAGGUAUUAUAACGAUUUGUAUGUAUUUGACCUGGAUCAGUACAAGUGGCAAGAAGUAAAGCCUAGUCCUGGAUCCAUGUGGCCAAGUGCUCGUAGUGGUUUUCAGUUUUUUGUUAACCAAGAUGAGAUUUUCUUAUAUGGUGGCUAUUCCAAAGAAGUUUCAUCUGAUAAGAGCAGCUCUGAGAAAGGAAUUGUUCAUUCAGACAUGUGGUCACUUGAUCCUAGAACUUGGGAAUGGAACAAGGUUAAGAAAAGUGGGAUGCCUCCUGGGCCUCGUGCUGGGUUUACCAUGUGUAUUCAUAAGAGGCGGGCCUUGCUAUUCGGUGGUGUGGUGGAUAUGGAAGUUCAAGGUGAUGUUAUAAUGAGCUUGUUUCUGAAUGAACUUUAUGGCUUCCAGAUAGACAGCCGUCGGUGGUAUCCAUUGGAGCUACGAAAGGAGAAGUCAACGAAAGAUAAGUUAAAAAAGAGUUGUGGGCAGAAAGAUAUGGAUGUGGAUUUUGAUGGUAAGAUUAACCCAAUUGAACAAGAGGAGUGUGCAGCAAAUGAUGAUGAGAAUUCAGAGUGCCAAGCAGGUGACAUGGAGACCAACCUUGAUGAGAUAUCUCAGCAUAUGGCAAAAGCCGUGACUGUUGAUAAUGGAGGGUUGGCUGCCAAAUCUGGUGGAAAGCCUCAUGAAUCUGGUGCUAAAUUGGAAAUGCAGAAUUCUGAUUUGGCAGAGGUAGUGAAACCUUGUGGACGCAUAAACUCCUGCAUGGUUGUUGGAAGAGAUACAUUAUAUAUAUAUGGGGGCAUGAUGGAAGUUAAAGAUCAAGAAAUUACACUCGAUGAUCUGUAUUCUCUUAAUCUCAGCAAACUUGAUGAAUGGAAGUGCAUCAUUCCGGCAUCGGAAUCUGAAUGGGUGGAAGCCAAGGACGAAGAUGAUGAUGAAGAUGAAGAUGAGGAUGAAGAUGAUAGUGAAGAUGAUGAUGGGGAAGGCAAUAGUGACGAGACUACUGAUGAUGAUGAUGAUGAUGAUGUGGAGGCUAAAAAUGAUGGGUCCCUUCAAAUGGGAGAUGCGGUUGCUUUGAUCAAAGGUCAAGGAAAGACUCUUCGAAGAAAGGAAAAACGGGCCAGGAUAGAGCAGAUCAGAGCCAGUCUAGGCCUUUCAGAUUCACAAAGAACCCCAGUGCCUGGAGAAUCAUUGAGGGAUUUCUAUAAGCGUACAAAUAUGUACUGGCAAAUGGCGGCUCACGAACAUACUCAACACACUGGAAAGGAGCUUCGCAAGGAUGGUUUUGAUCUUGCUGAGUCUCGAUACAAGGAGCUUAAACCCAUUCUUGAUGAGCUGGCCAUAUUAGAAGCCGAGCAGAAGGCUGAAGAGGCAGAAGGGGCUGAAACUAGUUCAAGAAAGAGAGGCAAGAAAAAAAAUUGAGAAUUAAAACCUUAACAGUUUUGAAUAUGCUUUGAAGCUAUGUAUGAUGUAUUUGUUUGUUUUAGUAGUAAAAUUAUUAUUGUCAUUUCAUGAAUGUGCUGUGUGCUCUCUGUCUCUCUCAUGGAAACACAGAUAGAUGAUCCCAUUAGUGUGACACUUGGUAUAUGAGAAAUUUUGUGGAAUCUGUAAUAGACAAUGUUUCUGAGCUAGUGAGGUAUUGAUCAGAACAUACCAGUAUUUUCCCCUA